UCGGGCCUCCGGGACUCGGGUUCGACUCCGGUGCAACUCUCGUGUGGCGCACUUGUCCAGGUUUGUCCGGUAGGUAACGAGGCGGAAAGAGGCAGCGCUCACUCACCGGAGACACUUCUACCGACGCGGCGUCGCACGACCUCGUCCCCGCGGCGGAAAGUUUGUCACUGAGCCGAAACAUUAGCGGGUCUGAAACUUUUCUCCUUCCUCCUCCACCGCAGGAGACACUUCGUGAAGAGAAAGAAAGAUGGCAGACAGCGAAGAGCAGCACGUCUCGUCCACUUCCCCUCUGUUCAGCGGGGCGAUGCACCACUACCAGGCCGACCCGGACCCCGAGCCGGAGCCGGACCGGCCCGAGCAGGACCUCUUCGGCGUGGACGAUAUCGUGGACCUGGUCGGCGGCGCUCAGGACGCGCUGGAGCGGCACUUCGCCGAGGACAGUGCGCCACACGAGGUCACACAAGUUCCGUUCGCCCCGGUGACGCUACUGGAGCCCGAACCGGUGUCGGUGCCACACGCAGAGGACCCGCAGCCCCAGGUGCAGACGUCGUUCGCGGACUCCACCAGCUCGUGUUUCGCUGCCGAGCCCACCCUCAUGGCCGAGGAGCCCGUGAUCACCCUCGCCCCCAGAGCCCAGCCGGAGAGCACGACCCUCGUACCGGAGCCGAAGGCGGCCCCCGAGUCCGAGCCUGCCCCGGAGAGCGACGCCCUCCCAGCGGCCGAACCCUGGAAAGCAGCCCCAGCCCCCGCAGAGGCAGCAGAGCGACCUGCGGCGACGGAGGAAGCACCGGCUCCUGCAUCGUGUUUCCUUCAUCACUGGAACAGCAGAGAUGUACCUUCUCCUUCUAAAGCUCAGCCUCAUCCUCUGAUGCAAUUCCCGAAAGCACUUGGGCAGAAGGGUGAUUUCCCUGCUCCCAUCUCUCCUCUCUCCCCUCUUCACUCCCCCGACUCUCUGGAGGAUCUCUCUCUGACCGAGAGUCCCAACCAGCCCCCUUCUUCAGGAUCUGGUGCACCCCUGGGCUCCUUCGCCACUCAACCCCCUACUACUUAUUCCAAGAACAUGCCUUGGGAGGGUGAAGAGGGUGAACCCGGAUCGGGCCUUAGUAAGAAUAAGGAAGACCUUCUAGAUCAGUUAGCUGGUCCUUACUUGAGUUUAGGGAAAGACCCAGGGCCUCACCACCCGUGUGAAGACAGCGGCGUUUCCUUUUCACCUGAGGAGAAGCUGAUUAGCUCAGACAGGUCCCCCAUUGGCCCCUCCCCCGUGAGCCCCCAGAUGAUGGUGCCAGAGUCUCACCUUGCCUCCUCUAACCCAACAGAGCACUGGGAUUCACCGUUCCUAGCAUCUCAAGACAACUCCAAGGUCUCCAUGGAUAGCUUCUCCAUGGAUAGCUUCUCCAAGGACGCGGCCCCCAUUAGCUCCUCCAAGUAUGAUGAGCCAGACCUGCACAGCGACCAGUCUGAUGAAGAUGAUGACGACUUGAUGUACGAGGUGAAGAAGAAUGUAAAUCCAUUUGAAGGCUUUUCCCCACUGGCAGAUAGUGGGUUCUCCCAUUUUGGAGACACUAAGUCUGACAGCAGAGCCUCUAAAAUGUCAGAGAGUCCCACUCCAGAUCUGGUCCAGUACGGGCAGACUGGAGAGUCCCAGGAGAUCCCACCGUCCUUUAUGGACGAGGGGAAAACAUUUGAGACGGGCAAAAUGGCCGCUGACUCGCUCAUGCAAUCGAUGAAUCAGUUCUCAACUGGUUUCAAGGAUGAUGAAGUGGAAGAAGAGGAUUCUGCUCUCCCAACGUCGCUUCCAGACAUCCUGAAGUCUUCCCCGCUCAACCUUGAAAAAUUGGACUCCGGCUCCUCAGAGGGAAGCCCGGAGGAGCAGAGUCCCAUCUUGGAACGGAGGAUGAUGGAGUCCCCCAACCCCCCAAUCAAUCUGUCGGCUAACAAUCCAUUUGCUUUUGAUGCUAAAGUGUCCCUGCUGAAGGAGAUGGCUGAUGAGUUGGAGGUGAAAGCUGUUGACAAACCAACAGUCGAUGAUGACACAAGCUUUGGCGCUUUCGAUCUUGUCAAAGAGGCAGAGGAAACUAGCCCAGUUGCGGUCAAAGUAGAGGAACCUGUCAAGAUUGAGCAGAAAGAUUGGUUCUCGAGCCAUGAUUCUCCCAAAAUGACCGACAAGUUUGAACCACUUGACUUUCAGGGCAGAAAGACCCCUGCUGAGGAUUCAGAUUCAGAGUCGCCAACUGCAGACUCUCUGUCUCCAGUUCUGGAAGCCAUGGCUAAAAAUCCUGCCAUCUUCCAGGUGGAAACGAAGGAGGACCUGAAGAUGGAGAUGGACGUGGAGGAGGCAGAGGUGGCCGAGGAGGUCUCUGAGCAUGAAGUGUCCUCUGAGGAGUUUGAGUUCAUCGAGCGACCACCCAGGGGUGUCAUCGACGAGUUUCUCGAGGCUCUGGAUACUUCCAAGUUCGCCUCCUCCAAGCCCCCAGAAAUCCCAAUGGAUGACGACCUGAGCUUCGGUCAGAAAGAUGUGGCUCCAUUCUCUGCUCCACCUCCAACAAAAGUCGCCCCACCCCCAGAGGUCGAAGAGGAGGCUCCAAGUCAGAGCUCCUACUGCCUCCUCACUCAGACGUCCCCCCAGAAGAGCAAGGCCGAGCUGGAGAAGCUCGACAUUCAGCAGCCGGCGCCGCCGCCGCCCUCGGCUCCGCUCGCCCAUUCACCCGUCCGCAAGCCAGAGGAGCCGGUUGCCCAGAAGAGCGUGGUGGGCGGCAAACUGUUAAAGAUGCCAAACCUGAACAUAAGCGCAGUGGUGGAUCUCCUCUACUGGCGCGAUGUGAAGACCACGGGCGUGGUGUUUGGCGCCGCCCUGUUGCUGCUCCUCUCGCUGACGGUGUGCAGCAUCGUGAGCGUGUCGUCCUACAUCGGCCUGGCGCUGCUCUCCGUCACCAUCUGCUUCAGGAUAUACAAGGGCAUCCUGCAGGCCAUCCAGAAGUCGGAUGAGGGACACCCGUUCAAGCUGUACCUGGACCAGGAGGUGGCGCUGUCCGAGGACAUGGUCCACAAGUACAGCGACAUGGCUCUGGCCAAACUCAACAAGAGCAUCGGUGACCUGCGGCGCCUGUUCCUGGUCGAGGACCUGGUCGACUCCAUCAAGUUCGCCGUGUUCAUGUGGAUCCUGACUUACGUCGGUGCCUUGUUCAACGGACUCACGCUGAUCAUCCUGGGUCUGAUCGCAGCAUUCAGCUGCCCGAUCGUUUAUGAGAAACACCAGACUCAGAUCGAUCACUACGUCGGGCUCGUCAACAACCAGGUCAAAGACAUCGUCGGGAAGAUCCAGGCGAAGGUUCCCGGGAUGAAGCGCAAGGCGGAGUAAAGAAACGACAAGUCGCAGUUUGGAUUCAGGAAAAGUCCUGAGAGGGAGAGGGAGGGAGAGAGGGAUGAAUGAAUAUGAAGGAAGGAGGAGGAGGAGUAGUCUGGCUGGGACGCAGCACUUCUAACUUUAUUUGUCAAAAGAAAAUUUAAGAACACUUUUUUCCGACUCUACAGUUUUUACAAAUCCCCUCUUUUUUUUUUCUUCCUUUUUUUCAACUUCUAAAGUCAAGUUGUGAAAUGUUUGUUUUUGUGAGAUGAUAAAAACUCACAGAAACACAUUUUGAUCUUGAACGUUCCCCCCCCUCUCUCUCUCUCCUCCCAGUGCAUUGUGGGAGGUCCGAGGCUUUGAUGGUGGUUUUUCCCGUGAUUUGAAUUAGUCUCUUUCUUUCCCCUUCCUGCCGCCGUCGAGCCGAGCGGACAGAUUCUUUUUCUUUCGUCUCGUCGGCGUCGGAAGACGAGCAGACGACAC
Molecule: messenger RNA, 3826 nt
Organism: Scophthalmus maximus (turbot)
Lineage: Eukaryota; Metazoa; Chordata; Actinopteri; Pleuronectiformes; Scophthalmidae
Gene: rtn4a
Product: reticulon 4a
Exons: 10
Coding region: 248-3358 (1036 amino acids)
Biological process (GO): brain development; endoplasmic reticulum tubular network formation; neuron differentiation
Cellular component (GO): neuron projection; postsynaptic density
Source: RefSeq, a predicted model, not a curated record